AUGAAUGCGCAGGAACCUCGCGUCCAAGUUGUGAAGGCCGCCAACAACAACAACAACAACGGCAGUAAUAUCUGUAGCAUCUUAUCGCGCAGAGAAUUGUCGUCCAGAGCACCCAAAAGUUUUUUGAGGAGGAACUGCAAUGCUGCUAUUGGAUCAUGGGCAGAGGGCAUGUCCCUCAGGAAUUUAUCGAGCUCAUUCUGCAGUCUAGAGCCUCCACCCGAAGUACAAGUAAAGAAAGUGAAGUCGACAACCUUCAAUGCUGAUGGAACAAUGCUUGCGGCGAAUCUAGUAUAUGGUACGAAGUUAAUUGAUACUCAAACUGAAAGAUGCAUACAGUUGGCUGAUUCUAUACAUGUAAUUUGGCCGGCUAACUUCCAUCCGAUUGAUCGUGAUGUUCUUACAAACAGAACAAUGAUGGCACAAGUAUCAGUGUGGAAUGUAAACACUUCAGCCUAUAUUAGAAUGCGUGAAUUUGAUACGAUUCCAAGAUUUUUAUCCUUCCAUGCCCAAAAAGAAAUCUUAGCAGUAGGCACUGAAGAUGAGAUUUUUAUAUGGCAAUAUAGAGAGGGAUUGGAAGAAGAAGAUGGAGAGGCAGUGGAUGAGGAAGAAGAAGAUGCAGAGGAAGUGGAUGAGGAAGAAGAAUAUGGAGAAGAUGGAGAGGAAAUGGAUGAGGAAGAAGGAGAUGCAGAGGAAGUGGAUGAGGAACAAGAAUAUGCAGAGGAAAUGGAUGAGGAAGAAGAAGAUGCAGAGGAAGUGGAUGAGGAAGAAGAAGAUGGAGAAUAUGGAGAGGAAAUGGAUGAGGAAGAAGAAGAUGGAGAGGAAAUGUAUGAGGAAGAAGAAUAUGCAGAGGAAGUGGAUGAGGAAGAAGAAGAUGCAGAGGAAGAAGAUGAUGCAGAGGAAGUGGAACAAAAUCCUAUCCUAAGGACCAAUGAUACUCUCCGCUUGGUCUGUUUUCAUCCUUGUGUUGCACGAUGUCUUCUGACGGCUGAGGAGUGCAUCUUUGGUAAUUCAGUGAAAUGGGUGCUCAUUGUUCUCCAUGCGGAAGAUAUUUAGCGGUUUGUUUAGCAUGUAAACUAAGACAUGAUGAUUGUGGCGCCUCAACUUCAACAACUAAACAAGAGAGAUCCUCAUCCAAAAAAUUU
Andrographis paniculata is the source of this 1142-nucleotide messenger RNA. RefSeq lists its product as uncharacterized. The transcript has 8 exons. Gene Ontology annotation, cellular component: intracellular membrane-bounded organelle. Gene Ontology annotation, biological process: autophagy. The coding region runs from base 1 to 1053 and encodes 350 amino acids. The record is from RefSeq and is a predicted model, not a curated record. NCBI's taxonomy places the organism in Eukaryota, Viridiplantae, Streptophyta, Magnoliopsida, Lamiales, Acanthaceae. Gene Ontology annotation, molecular function: protein binding.